AUGCAGUUCGCACUCCUUCUCGCUUUGACCGUGGCCGUCGCUACCUUGGCUCAAGACCAAAUUGUCCCACCCCAAGUCGCUGGGGGCGUCCCGGUAGCCCAAUUCGGCAAGCACCGUUAUGUGGCUGGGCUCAAGGAGUCGCCCAAUGGCACGACUGAAUGCGGUGGCAGUCUGAUCGCCCCCAAUGUCGUUUUGACAGCGGCGCAUUGUUUGCGUCUAACUAAUGCUGUGGUUGUGGGCACACACUAUUUAACCGGUUUUGCCGACGGGGAACUGGCCAAUGUCACCCAGAAAAUCAGACACCCCAAUGGACUCAUCGACGUGGGUAUCCUAAUCUUGGACCGCAACAUCACGACCAUCCAACCUGUGGCGGUGUCGUUUGAAUACCUUCCGGCGGACGUGCCCACUUGGGUACGCGGCUGGGGAAUCACGAGUCGUGGCUCGAAAUCGCCAGUGCUCAAAGAGCUCAACGUCGUGACCUGGGACCGGGAAAGGACUUUUGAUGCGGUGUUCCCCAAUUUACUGUUGGAUACGGAGUUCGGUGCUCGAGGGGAGAGCCGAGAAAACACUUGUAACGGAGACUCGGGGGGACCGUUGACCAUCGAAGAAAACGGUACCGCGCGCUUGGUGGGGUUGGUCGUCGCGAGCGCUGGCUGUUUUCGGCUCAGCAAGCCAGGUCUCUAUGAACGCUUGAGCACUUCUCGUGACUUCAUUGAACCGUACUUGCCGAA
Aphanomyces astaci is the source of this 731-nucleotide messenger RNA. RefSeq lists its product as hypothetical. The record is from RefSeq and is a predicted model, not a curated record. Gene Ontology annotation, biological process: proteolysis. NCBI's taxonomy places the organism in Eukaryota, Oomycota, Saprolegniomycetes, Saprolegniales, Verrucalvaceae. The annotation marks the transcript as partial. The transcript has a single exon. Gene Ontology annotation, molecular function: serine-type endopeptidase activity.